AUGCAUGACAUAGUCAAUGACGUGGCCAUCUCUAUUGCUUCCACAGAAUGGAAGGCCUUGGUCGGGAGGGAGGAUUGUGGGUUUAAAAAUUGGUCAAAGGCUGAGCUUAGAGAAUGCACUGUGAUAUCCUUCCUUCGUGCUAGCAUUGAUGAGCUUCCCGAAAAAUUGGACUGUCCAAACUUGAGGAUGUUUCUGUUAGUCGACUGCAACCUGUCCCUCAAAAUUCCUGAUUCAUUUUUCGAAUCUAUGCAUAAGCUCCAAGUCAUGGAGUUAGGAGUAAUAUCUGUCACCUCUCUACCUUCGUCGAUUGAGUUCCUUGAGAACCUCAAGUCGCUUAGUCUUGCCAGUUGCCAUCUCGAGGAUGUGACUCUUCUUGGAAAGCUGAAAGCAUUGCAGAUCCUACAUCUCUGUGGAUCAACAAUUGCUCGGCUGCCUAAAGAAAUAGGUGAACUAACAAAAUUGAGAAUUUUGAACUUAAAAAGUUGCACUAGGCUCAAAGUUAUCGAACCUGAUGUGCUCGGAAGCUUGGUUAAUUUAGAAGAAUUGUAUAUGGCCGACAGUUUUGAUCGGUGGGAGGUUGAAGAUGAAGCACCGCGAAGAAACGCCAGUCUGAUUGAGUUAAAAAACAUGAAUAAGUUGAGCACUUUGGACAUUGUCAUUCCUCAUUUUGCCGAUCUCCCGAGAGACUUGCCGUUUGGGAAACUGAACAAGUAUAAAAUCCAAAUUGGGGGCUUUUGGGAUUGGUCGGUUGAAUAUAAAGAAUCUAGAACUUUAAAGCUCAAGCUGGAUUUGGGCAAUCUUCUUUUCGAAGAGUGGGUGCAAAAAUGUCUGCAGAGAACACAAGAUCUCCACUUGGAUGGAUUGCAAGAUGGCAAUGAUAGUAUUCACGAUUUAUGCAUUGAAGGAUUCCAGGAAUUGAAAUAUCUUCACGUGCAAAAUAGCCCCUCAUUUCAUUAUGUUGUUCACCCCACGAACAAUGUCCAGUGCACUGCAUUUACGAGAUUGGUAUCUUUGUUUCUUGAGAAUAUGGGCAAAUUUGAGAAGAUUUGUGGCAGCUGUCUUGCCCUAGAAUCCUUCAGCAAAUUAAAGAUUGUGAAAGUGGACAACUGUAGUGAAAUCAAACAUCUGUUUCCUUCGUCCAUGAUGAGAUUAUUAUCCCAGCUUGAAGAGAUUGAAAUAAGCAGAUGCCACUUAAUGCAGCAAAUUGUGGCAGAUGUCGAGGUUGACAAAGAUGAAAUAUAUGACCCCAAUGUGAAGUCUUGUAAUUUGCGUAGGCUGAUAUUAAGAAACUUGCCAAAUAUGACAAGCUUCUAUAAAACCGCAAACCUCUCAGUUGAUUUCUUUGACGGGCAACAGGUUCUUUUUCCAAGCUUGGAGGAAUUGAAGCUUUCUUCCAUGUUCCAAUUAAAGAGGAUAUGGCAUAAUCAACUCCAUGGACAAUCCUUCUACAAACUUGCAUCCCUCACUGUUGAACUUUGUGAAAAUUUGUCACAUGUUUUUCCAUCAAAUUUAAUGGAUAGGUUGCAUAAUCUAAAUAAAAUUGAGGUGGUUGGGUGUCCCUCCUUGGAAGCAUUAUUUGAUACAGUAACUCUCAGCUCUAAUGAAAGGCAAAAGCCAUUGGUCCUCUCUUCAUUAGAAAAAAUGAAGUUGCUAAAUCUACCAAGGCUGAGAGACAUUUUGAAGAGUGGCUGCAUAGUAAUAUCAGCGUUUCCUAGUCUGGUACAAGUGAGCGUAAGGCGUUGUCAUAGUUUGCCAUAUCUCUUCUCAAGUGCCACGGCCAGAACUCUUGAUAAACUUGCGGUGCUUGAUGUUUCCUGUUGCAAUAAUAUGAAGGGCAUAAUUGCAAUGGAAGAAGGAAAAGGGAAAACUAUCGAGACGUUCAAGUUUCGUAAUUUAAGCAUACUCAAGCUUGGUGACCUUGAGAAUUUGAUUUGUUUUAGUUCAAAGAGUUGUGCUGGUGAUGGUUUACAUCCUCUAUUUGAUGAGAAGUUUGCAUUUCCAAAGUUAGAAGAGCUAAACAUCGAGGGAGUUCACCAAGAAGAACUAUGGAACAAUAAAAUCCUUGUGGAGUCCUUUUGCUGUCUAAAGGUCCUCAAGGUGAAGCAGUGUCACAACCUAAUAAAUGUGAUUCCUUCAUUCAUGUGGAGAAGGCUACUUCACCAUGCGGAGUCUUUGACUGUUGAGAAGUGCCCACGUCUGAGAAACCUUUUUACAACAUCUAUGGCAAAAAGUCUAGGACAACUCCGAUAUCUUGGUCUCAAUGGCUGUGGAGAGAUGGAGUACAUUGUCGCCAAAGAAGAGGAGAAACCUGAAGAAGAAACCGACAAAAUUGUAAUUCCUCAAAUUGUAACUUUGUAUCUUCACAGCAUGCCAAGACUCAGAAGUUUCUGUCAAGGGAAGCAUAUUUCAGAGUGGCCCUCCUUGAAAGAGUUUACCGUCAAAGAUUGCGAAGCUGUGAAGGUGAUUCUAGGAGAUGCUAAUUGUAGAAAAUUAGAGGGCAGCGUUCCAACACAACAACCGCUUUUACUCGUCGAAAAGGUCAUUCCACACUUGGAAGGAUUGACAUUAGCAAGGGAGGAUGCUGCGAUGAUGCCGCAGCAUUACGUCUUCCACAAUCUUAGAGAGCUGACUUUGGCAUGCUACCAUGAUGAAAAUGUCGCUUUUCUUUCCAACUUCCUUCUCCACAGAUUCCCCAAUCUAGAAAUGCUUACUGUGAGAUGUAGUUCCUUCGAGGAGAUAUUUCCAAAAGAUUCGUCUAGACAUGGGGUAGCAACUCCCUGUGGAGAACUAACUAACAUGGAAAAGCCUCUCCAGGCACUGCAAAAUCUGAGGCAACUUAACCUAGAUAGGUUGUGUAACCUGAAGCGAGUUUGGAAAGAUGGUUCCUUGAUUGCUGAAAUUCUGAAACAGAUUGAAGUUCUGUGGAUUGGGGAAUGCCCGAGUUUAUCAAUUGUGCUUCCAUCCCGACUUCAUUCCAAAGAUUGA
Molecule: messenger RNA, 2985 nt
Organism: Eucalyptus grandis
Lineage: Eukaryota; Viridiplantae; Streptophyta; Magnoliopsida; Myrtales; Myrtaceae
Exons: 4
Coding region: 1-2985 (994 amino acids)
Source: RefSeq, a predicted model, not a curated record